AAGGGACAGCUUCCGGCAAUUAGCGCCUGUGGUGCUCCCUCUUCGCCCCUUCCUCCUUUCACUUUGGGCCCCUCGGAGGCCAGUUUAAAAAAAAUGGAACCUUGUUCCUGUGACACUUUUGUGGCACUACCUCCAGCAACAGUUAAUAACAGGAUUAUUUUUGGAAAAAAUUCAGAUAGACCCUGUGAUGAAGUACAGGAGGUAGUUUAUUUUCCUGCUGCAGUUCAUGACAAUCUGAAGGAACAUCUUAAGUGUACUUACAUAGAAAUUGAUCAAGUUCCUGAAACAUAUGCUAUUGUCCUUAGUCGCCCAGCUUGGUUAUGGGGGGCAGAAAUGGGAGCCAAUGAGCAUGGAGUUUGCAUUGGGAAUGAAGCUGUAUGGGGAAGAGAAGAAGUUUGUGAUGAAGAGGCACUACUGGGCAUGGACCUUGUCAGACUUGGUCUUGAAAGAGCUGAUACAGCUGAAAAAGCCCUCAAUGUCAUUGUUGAUUUAUUAGAAAAAUAUGGCCAGGGUGGAAAUUGUUCAGAGGGCAAGAUGGUAUUUAGCUAUCACAACAGUUUCCUGAUAGCUGAUAGGAAUGAAGCCUGGGUUCUGGAGACUGCAGGGAAGUACUGGGCAGCAGAAAAAGUACAAGAGGGAGUUCGUAAUAUUUCUAAUCAGCUUUCUGUAACAACCAAGAUUGAUCGGGAACACCCAGACAUGAGAAGCUAUGCUAAGCAGAAAGGUUGGUGGGAUGGUAAAAAGGAGUUUGAUUUUGCUGCAACAUACUCUUAUCUUGACACAGCCAAGAUGAUGACUUCUCCAGGCAGAUACUGUGAGGGCUACAAGCUUCUGAAUAAACAUAAAGGAAACAUAACCUUUGAAACAAUGAUGGAAAUUCUCCGAGAUAAACCAAGUGGCAUUAAUAUGGAGGGAGAAUUCCUGACCACUGCAAGCAUGGUUUCUAUUUUACCUCAAGACUCCAACGUUCCUUGCAUCCACUUCCUUACAGGGACUCCUGAUCCUGAGAGAUCUGUUUUUAAGCCUUUCAUAUUUGUACCAAAUAUUUCACAACUAUUGGACACCAGUUCACCCACAUUUGAAGAUUCAGUUAAAAAGAAGCCACAGUUUAACAUUAAGCCUGACAGAAGACACCUACUCUACCAAAAACAUCAACAGGCCUUGGAAAUACUAGAUAAUAAGGAGGAAAAAGCCAAAACAAUGUUGGACAACAUGAGCAAACUGGAGAAGGAACUAUUCAAAGAGAUGGAAUCAAUCCUUCAAAACAAGCAUCUUGAUGUGGAUAAAAUUGUUAAUCUUUUUCCUCAGUGUACAAAAGAUGAAAUUAGAAUUUAUAAGCCAAAUAUUAGUUCUUAGUGAUCGCAUAAAUGGUCAGCAAUCUUCCUCAAAAUUAGAAUCUGUUACAUUGGUAAAUAAUAUAAAUUAAGUUUGAGCAGAUCUGAUUAUUCUUUAAUAGCAUUCAGGUGAUAGCUUGGCUAUUAAAACUACAUGUAGCCUUGAUGAAAUAUUGAGAAAGAAAAUAACAUUGGAAUUGGACACAUAUAUCAUGGAUAGCUGGGUAUCACUUUAAGUACCAACUUGUAUUUUUUUUUCUAGCCCCAAUACCUUUUUAAAAAUCACAGUAAUUAAAUAUCCAAUUCUGCAUAAAGCAUGAAACAUUAAAAUAAUGUAUACAUUUAUUAUAAUUAUAUAUUGUCCUCAAAUAAUUUUCUGAGUUACAACAGAAAGCAGAUUUUUUUUUAGUAAUGGAAAAUAUUGUCUCAACUAAUAAAUUUUUUGUGCUUUAGGCAAGUAUUAGCCAGCUCUAGCAAAAUUUUCUAGAUUUACACAUUGUCUUAUUCCAGUCUUUUAAUUAUGCAAAUGUUUUAUUAAACUCAGACAUGCUCUUUGUCAAGACUUAGCUGACCAGUGAGCUUUUAGCUCUAAUUAUCUAGCAUUUUUUCGCCCAUACCCCUUAACAGACUUUUAUGUUAAUAUUUUUAGAAGAGCUUUCCUGGGAGAUUAGGAAAUGGAAUAAGCCAAGACCUUAGGAGAUAUUAUUUUGGUGUCUCAAAUCUCUCUCAUCUUUUACUUCUGUUCAUUCAGUGAAAACAGGAACAGGAAUGAGACAGUGGUGAUGAAAUAGAAAUAUUAGCAUAUUAUGAACAUUAAGAACGUUAUAAUAUAUAAUAUAUUAUGAACCUUAUAUAUGAAUAAUAAUACCUGUCCAAAGAUUAUAAAACUCUGUUAAAGGGCUUCCCUGGUGGCGCAGUAGUUGAGAGUCCGCCUGCCGAUGCAAAGGACACGGGUUCGUGCCCCAGUCCGGGAAGAUCCCACAUACCGCAGAGCGGCUGGGCCCGUGAGUCAUGGCCGCUGAGCCUGCGUGUCCGGAGCCUGGGCUCCGCAACGGGAGAGGCCACAGCAGUGAGGGGCCCGCGUACCGCAAAAAACAAAAAAUAAACAAAAAAAACUUUGUUAAAGUUACACAGGGAUUACCAAGUAAGACUCAAAGUUGGAAAUAUAAACAAAAGAAAACUCCAACUCAAAAUAACACUAUGUUUUUAUUGGUUUCUAGAAAUUUCCAUUUUAGGUGUUUGAUUGCAUUAUGAUAUUUAUUGGUCACUAUCACUGCACUUAGGAUUAUUACUAAAAUAAUGGAUCAUUAUAUUUAAAGAGUCCUCAGAAAUUAUUUUUUAAAUUCUCUCAUAAAAAUCAUAAUCUGCCUGAUGGCUCUUGUCUAAUGCAGGGCUGCCAUUACAAAAGAACACUGUAUCAAAUGCUCAGUUAAUUCUGGUUUGCCUUACAUAUAAUUCAGUGAUAGGUUCUUCCUAAAUCAUGAAGCCCCUUGGGCAACCCCCAAAUGCCCCCCCUCUCUUUUUUAAUAUGUGAGGAAACUAAGGGUAAGCAGUUCAUUGAUUUAUUUAGGCACAGAAACGUGCCUCUCUCUAGGGCCCGCAUGUUUUCACUUUCUCCUUUGACACCAUGCUAGACCAAACUAGUACCAGGCUCUCACCUGGACCACUGCAGUUAAGUUCUUCUGCACCCAUUUUUGCUCUUUAUCUUCAUGCACAUGGGUCACUGCAGCUAGAGUGAUCUAUUAAAAUUUUAAAUAUGUUCAUGAAUUUCCCUCCUAAAACUUUUUUUAAAAAAUAGACUUUAUUUUUAGAGCAGUUUUACGCUUAAAGCAAAAUUGAGAAGAAAGUACAGAGUUCCCAUGUACCCCUGUUCCUCUGUCCUCCCCUCCACCAUCAACAUCCCCCACCAGAGUGGUACAUUUGUUAUAACUGAUGAACCUACACUGACACAUCAUUAUCACCCCAAAUCCAGAGUCUACAUUAGGUUUCACUCAUUAUACAUUCUAUGGGUUUGGAUAAAUGUAUAAUGACGUGUAUCUACAAUUAUAGUAUCAUACAGAACAGUUUUACUGCUCUAAAUAUCCUUUGUGCUCCACCUAUUCAUCUCUCCCUUCCCCUAACCCCUGGCAAUCAUCUUUUUACUGUCUCCACAGUUUUGGCUUUUCCAGAAUAUUGUAUAGGUGGAA
Molecule: messenger RNA, 3520 nt
Organism: Delphinapterus leucas (beluga whale)
Lineage: Eukaryota; Metazoa; Chordata; Mammalia; Artiodactyla; Monodontidae
Gene: SCRN3
Product: secernin 3
Biological process (GO): proteolysis
Molecular function (GO): dipeptidase activity; cysteine-type exopeptidase activity
Source: RefSeq, a predicted model, not a curated record